UUGCGUAUAAACACCACCCUGUUCCGGGUUGCGCUGGUUCUACAGGCGUUUAUGAAUAAGGUCGCGUAAUGCGUAAUCUAAGAUUUGGAGUUGGUUAUGAAAUGUUACAGUCACAAAUGAAUCGGAUUUUUCUUUGAGGAGCUUUUGGACUUUUACCAACUUUGCUUCCUGGAUAGUAUAGUAACAGGAGUUCUUUUGGAAAAAAGGAGUAUAAUCAACACUGUUUUUGGAGGGACUAUAGCUAACUGCAGGGAUGAUGAUGGGACUCCGGAGACCCAAUGUGAGCGGGGUUUUCGUGGUGGUCUUCGCCGCGAUGUGCUGUCUUUUAUUCCGUUGCAGUAACGCCCAAGAAGAAUGUGGAAAUAUGGGCGGAGCUUGCCUCAACAACGCAGAAUGCAGACAACUGAACGGGAACCAGUUCUAUUGUAGCUGCUCGGGGGCGUGGACUGGGGAAUUCUGUGGCGAAGUGAAUUAUUGCUACGGCAGCCCGUGCAAUAACAUGGGAAUCUGUUACAAUCUGGAGACGACAUACCGAUGCUCUUGCGCGGAAGGAUUCACCGGACUGGACUGUGGUGUGCCGCUGCAAAAUGAUGUUUGCGCUCCCAACCCCUGCCAGAACGGCGGCAAUUGCCUGACGCAAGCAAACGACCCAACCCAGUCGAUCUGUCUCUGCUCCGACGCCUAUUCUGGCGCUCAGUGCGAGAGGGACAAUCCGUGUUUCCCUCAGCCUUGUCAAAAUGGCGGCGUUUGCAGCGAGUCCGGAACUACUUUCUCAUGCGCAUGCCCAGUUGGCUACUCAGGAACUCAAUGCCAAACAGUGUUCAUUGACCCCUGCACGUCUAGUCCCUGCUUGAAUAGUGGAGUCUGCCAAUCUGCCGUCACCGACUACUUCUGCGCAUGUGAUAACCUCCACACUGGCAAGAACUGCCAAAUAAAGUUGAAACCAUGCGACGCCGAUCCGUGCCAGAACGGAGGGGCGUGCUUCAACCGCGUGGACGAUAACGGUUACUUCUGCGUCUGUCCUGCCAACUACACUGGGGUCAACUGCGAAGCAGAUUUGAAACCUUGCGACGCCCUCCCAUGUCUGAACAGUGGAGUCUGCUACAACAUCGCCAACGACGCCGACUACGCAUGCGUGUGCGCUUUUGGAUUCGUGGGUACCAACUGCGAGAGAGACGACCCUUGUGUUCCUAUGCCGUGCCGUAACGGUGGCGUGUGCACAGAUACCGGGGUGACGUACAGGUGUUCGUGCUUUGGUGGUUACACCGGCUCCCGAUGUGACAUCCCACCCCCUAAUCCUUGUGACGUGGGUCUUAACCCAUGCCUGAAUGGCGGUCUGUGCUCAUCCAGUGACGGAAUGACGGCAAUUUGCGCAUGCGUCAAUGGCUUCACAGGAACACGCUGUGAAACAGUUCCCCCGUGUCAUGUCAGCAUCAACCCGUGUAGGAACGGAGCUACAUGUAUGGAACAGAAUUCAAUGGCACUCUGCAUCUGCGCAUCAGGCUUCGUCGGUGAAUACUGCGACCGAGAUGACCCGUGUGUCCCUCAACCUUGCAUGAAUGGUGGUGGGUGCACAUAUAGCGGAGUGACAUACAGCUGCGCAUGUGUUGGUGGCUAUACCGGCUCCACAUGUGAAAUUCCACCACCGUCUAUGGCGGUGGGUUUAUGUGACGAGGAGUCGAACCCGUGUGGUAAUGGCUCCACGUGUUUCACCACGACCAACCGGACGACCAUUUGCGUGUGUGCCGAGGGAUACUCGGGGGUGUUUUGUGAAAUCGAGCCAGCUAAUCCUUGUGACGUGGGUCUGAACCCGUGCCAGAAUGGCGGCCUGUGCUCAUCCAGUGACGGCAUGACGGCAAUUUGCGCAUGCGUCAACGGCUACACAGGAACACGCUGUGAAUUAGUUCCUCCGUGUCACGCCAAUAUCGACCCAUGUUUGAAUGGAGCUACGUGUGUCGAGCAGAACUCAGCAGCAGUCUGCAUCUGCGCAGAAAACUUCAUCGGAGAUUACUGCGAGCAAGUGGGCCCUUGCCACUUUAGCGUCAAUCCAUGUCUGAACGGAGCCACGUGCCUCGAGAUGAACUCAGCAGCCGUGUGCCAAUGCGCGGAGGGAUUUGUUGGUGAUCGGUGUCAGACAGACUAUCCCUGUAAGGAUGGGAUCGACCCGUGUCAGAACGGCGGCCUGUGUGUCAGCGUGAACGACACUCUGGCACGCUGCGAAUGCUUCAACCGUUAUAGCGGUGUGUUCUGUCAAAUUGAACCGCCAGUUCAUCCGUGUGAUGACUCCAUCAACCCGUGUCAACAUGGCGGCGAUUGCGUUGCCAUGAAUGACGUCACAGCUAUCUGUGUGUGCAUCAAUGGCUACUCAGGGCAGUACUGCCAAAUAGACCCGCCAGUUCCUCCUUGUCACGAGAGCGUCAAUCCGUGUCAGAACAGUGGUAUCUGCGUAGAAACGGACACCACCACGGCAAUGUGCAUCUGUACGAGCGGAUAUCAGGGCGAACACUGCGAAAUAGUUCCUCCAUGCCAUGCAACUAUCAACCCGUGUCUAAAUGGUGCGACCUGCUUAGAGAUGGAUACAACCACAGCGAUGUGCGUCUGUGAAGGGGACUUUAUAGGCCAAUACUGCGACAUAGUUUCUCCAUGCCAUGCAACUAUCGACCCGUGCCUAAAUGGUGCAACCUGCUUAAUAGAGAUGGAUACAACCUCAGUGAUGUGCGUCUGCGCAGAGGACUUCAUAGGCGAAUACUGCGACCAAGUACCCCCGUGUCAUGAAUCUGUCAACCCAUGUCAGAAUGGAGCCACGUGUAUGGAUACGGGAGGAGGGCUCCCCCUGGUGGCCUGUCUGUGUCCGCUAGGUCACUCCGGAGAACACUGUGAGAUUCUACCAGACGACCCCUGCGAUCCCAAUCCAUGUUUGAACGGUGGACGUUGCCAGGGCGACCUGAUUACCGGCAUUCACAUAUGCACGUGCUCAGCAAACUUCUACGGAAUCAACUGUGACAUCCCUGUCCCAAACAAUUGUGAGAGCAAUCCCUGUAUCAACAAUGGCAGUUGUUAUUCGGGCAAAGAAAUGGACGGCUACGUGUGCACGUGCCCAGAUGGAUACACCGGUCUCGACUGUGAGCUGGAGACAUGUGUAAGGAUACCAUGUCAAAAUGAAGGUGUCUGUGUGACAGCUGACGACCACGACUUCUGCCAAUGUGCAGAUGGCUGGACGGGAACGCAGUGUCAAACCAGGAAGGUGAGCUGUCAAGUCGAUUCCUGUCAAAACGACGGGACCUGCCUAGUGUUGGACAACGUGCUCGUGUGUCGGUGCAAAGGAACCUAUUACGGGUCUCGCUGUGAAAUAAGUACCAGGCAAUCGUUUUCUAGUGCAUCAUCGAUAUACAACAGGAGCGCAUGCGCAAUGACGCUUAUCGGUCUGCUUACCCUCGUCACAGUAAGGCUAAGUCUGUAGCGUUGUCUUCCCUCAAGGCUAACAUUAAGUGUUUUUUUUCCUUUGAAGUAUGUUCGAGUCUUUCAACUCAUCUCAUUCCCGCGUCCUGUCUCGGCUGAAGAGCACCCUCAAGUGUUGCAUCAGGAAAGUAAAGUUUGGUUCUCAAAGCGGGUCCAGAAAUAUUUGUACACGCAGAGGCGUCGCCUGACCAAUUUUAACAGGGGGAGGGGGUGUGACAACAAUAAUUUGCCGGCAUCAAAUCGACAUUCACAUGCCUCGUCAGACUAGCCACUGCAAGAAGAUGGAAGUUUUUAUUAGGCAUCAGAAAUGGUGAUUUGAAAAGGUACAUGGGAUAAACCAUGGUUGGACUAGCAUCGAGUGCGCGGUUGUAAUCGGUGGACAUAUAUAGACUGCGUUACGGGGACCAGCCUAUUGCAAUGCUCGGCAGAGAACAAGGACAACAUGGUAGAAUUUUGUCAUGACUUUUCAUGACAAAUACAUUGUAGUUCUACAACAACCGUUCUCAAAGAAAUAGCCAGCAAUAAUCGUUGGGAGAUAACUAGCAGUCAUUAUAUAGAGUGCCCCAAAAAGUGCACCAUUCAGAAAACAAAUAGUUAAAACUAUUUAAUAUUUUGUCUUCAAUGAAAUUAUAUAUUACAUUAAAGCCUGACUAUUUCUCAAUCCACUUCUUUUUACCUCAUAUCACUUGGAUCACUCGAUUCAGAAAUACAAUCAGUUAAGUGAAAUGGUGUAAUUUGUCCUUGGGCCACUCUCGAUUGGACAUGCUGAAUAUCGGUCAAGCAUUGAAUAGGCAAUGAAGUUGGUGACUUCACAGGUGAGAGUGUAUGGUCCAAGUAAAAUUUACACCCUUCACUAAAUUGAUUGUAUUUCUGGAUCGAGGGACCCAAAUGGAAUGGGGUAAAGGAGUGGAUUGUGAAAUAGUCAGGCUUUAAUUUAAUAUAAAAUUUCAUCGAAAAAAAACAUUAAACGGGAUUAAUUAUUUGUUUUUUUAGUGUUACACUUUGUUUGCACACUCUGUACAGUGCUGAAUUAAAAUGUGUCAUUUUCAAGAAUAAAAUGCAUAAAUUGAAAUAAUGUGUUCAAGGUGUGACUUGGGAACUCGGAAGAUCACAAACGGCAGGAUUUGAUUCCAAAUACCAACUAAGUUGAGAUCUACUAUUGAAUGUUGUAAAUAAUCAAUUCUAGAUGAGAAAUGGGCACGUUGGGAGGAAUAAUUAUAAGAACCUUAUUUUUUUGUGCAGUAUAGUUUCAUGAAAGCCCAUUGUGAGUUUUUAAAAAAAAUUAGUAUUCAAGGCAGAAUACUUUUGUUUAAAUAUAUAUAUACUUCAGUUCUUGUGUAGUUCAUUUUGUCACGGUUAAUUUUUUUUCACAAAUCGUUUACAGGUUUACAAAAUACGUCGUCACUUUUGCUUACAAUUUUAAUUGGGAAUGUGGCUUUUGUUGAUGUUAAUGCAUUGUUCAUGUAUCAGUGGGUAUUUAGUUUUCAAUAUUAUGUUUCAAUAGGCCUGAGACCUAAUGACGUCACGCGUUGUUUACAUGUGCGCUUUCCUUUGUGGUAGACCGUCCCUACUUCGACUGGCGUCCCGACUUCGCUUCCAUAGGAAAGCGCACAUACAAAACCAUCACGUCAUUAGGUAUCAGGCCUAUUAAUUUUUUAAGGACGAAUUCCGUCUACAGGUUACUUCUUGUAGUGUGUAUAUAUAAAUUGUUUUUACUGUAAAUGUUUAAAGUUUUAAACAGUAAUCGAGACUUCCUAUUCGUUUAUUCAGUUUAAAAGAGGAAAUCUUACACUUUUCGUUACAAUCUGUACAAAUAUAAAGUAAGAAAAGACAGCUAUCGAGAUAUUUGUACUAGAUAUUCUCGGUCAAUUUUUAUUCAAACUGAUGAAAGAAGAGAGGGUAAUCCACGAACGGGAAGUACACCUAUACUACAGUCAUACAUAUAUACAUAAUUCUUUUAUUGAAGUUAGGCUUCGUAAAGCCUUAUUUCAAUUUUUACACGCUAUUGUACAUUUUGUUUUCCUUUUUAUCAGAAAAUAAAAUCAGAAAAUAAAGAGACUAUAUUUAGUAUGUAA
Molecule: messenger RNA, 5534 nt
Organism: Patiria miniata (bat star)
Lineage: Eukaryota; Metazoa; Echinodermata; Asteroidea; Valvatida; Asterinidae
Product: neurogenic locus notch homolog protein 1-like
Exons: 27
Coding region: 254-3460 (1068 amino acids)
Biological process (GO): establishment or maintenance of epithelial cell apical/basal polarity; heterophilic cell-cell adhesion
Cellular component (GO): plasma membrane; protein-containing complex
Molecular function (GO): calcium ion binding
Source: RefSeq, a predicted model, not a curated record